GGAAGUUGCUUGUUUCAGGAAACAGACUGAGCUGUCUUUUGCAAAUGAAAUUACACCAUCAUGUCAGCGGAUAACAAUAAAACAACUAUGGACGUGGACACAGCUUUUCUCAAAUCCAAGAGGGGAAUCCUGAAAGUAGCAGAGAUGGUGACUCUGUUUACAGCAUUUGUGUGUUUUGCUGUAGCAUCAAGACCAAAGUACAUUGCAGCCACAAUGCUGGAGUUUUUGAUCACUACAUUGCUGCUGUUGUUGUACCUGCUCAAACUCAACAAGAGGCUGACUUUCUUCUUUUGGCCUUUCAUUGACAUUUUCAAUUCAGUCUUUGCAGCCAUCUACUUUAUUAUCUUGAGCCUGAUGACUUUGACUACAUACACUGUCACAGGAACACUGGUUGGAGGGAUAGUUGGUUUGAUGUCAGCUGGUCUGCUCUGUAUGGACAGCUUCACACUUUUCAGGAAGAUAACAUUCAACAAGCCAAGAAGUGAAACCCAGAGUCCAGAAAACAUAUGAACAAAGUAAUUACAGUAAAUGAACACAGUAUACUAUGUGAGUAAAUUCAAAUCCCCCACCACUGAUUACUUUCCCCUGAGUUGUGAGAUCGUAAUAAUUAAUUGUGUGUGAGUCUGUACUGAACAAUAUGUCUGAAAAGUUUCUGCCACUUCAAACCUUGUACCAGUUUUCAGCAUAUUUAAAAUUACAGCUGUAAUUCUAAAUGAUGCUGCGACUUUUUUUUUUCUAAAGUGUCAUAGAUAAACAUCAAACACCAAUAAAGAUUUUUCUUUGCCUUGUGA
Molecule: messenger RNA, 791 nt
Organism: Toxotes jaculatrix (banded archerfish)
Lineage: Eukaryota; Metazoa; Chordata; Actinopteri; Toxotidae
Product: chemokine-like factor
Exons: 4
Coding region: 61-510 (149 amino acids)
Cellular component (GO): membrane
Source: RefSeq, a predicted model, not a curated record